Linnemannia hyalina is the source of this 1371-nucleotide messenger RNA. The record is from the annotation of a GenBank genome assembly. NCBI's taxonomy places the organism in Eukaryota, Fungi, Mortierellomycota, Mortierellomycetes, Mortierellales, Mortierellaceae.
AUGGCAUCAAGACUUCGACCCGUUUUGGCGCCCGCCCUCAGGAUACUCCCCAGGACAGCAGCAGCAAGGGUCUCCUCUGCCGCCGCCAUUUCCGCCAGACGGUCGCUCUCUCUCAAAUCAUUCUUCACCUCCCGCAAACCCGCGACAUCGGAUCCGUUCACGUCCCAGUUCGAGCCCGUUCUUGAGCAGGCCGACCUCUUCCACCCUCUCAGCAAAUCCCCUCUGGCCCCUGUUCGCGCCAAGGCAGACUGGAUUGCUGCCCACGGAACGUGUCCAGUAUGCAAGGAACAGCAUGCUGCGGAGGAGCACAAGGAGGAGGCAGCAGCGAAGCAGCAGACCAAGACCAAGCCACCUACAUAUGAGUGCCCUGAUUGUGGAUACCCGACCCAUUGCAGCGAGGAGCACUACAAGAUGGACAAGGAGCACCAUAAGCACGUCUGUGGAACACUCCGGGAGGUCAACGAGGACGAGCAUGAUCUGCGAUCUGGUCGUCGUAUGAAGGAGUUUGAGUUUCCAGGACCACAGCACCGCGAUGAGGCUGUCAACUUGUCAAAUUGGGAUACCUUCCUGUACACUCGUGGAUUCCUCAGUAUGAACUCGGAGCGAUCAAUGCGCCAUGUCUCUCACGUCCUGACCUACCCUCUCACCAUCGGAUCGGUCCUUCACCAGUCUUCGCCCUACCAGCUCGGCAAGGAUCUCACCGUCGAAGGAUUGAAAUCAUUAGCCGCUCUUCGCCAUACGCUUCACCCAGCAAUGAUGCCAGGAAUCACUCAAAACCAGGAUCUCCGCAGCACAGCAACACACACUGUCCGUAUCUUCUGCCUGGGCGCCCGUGCAGAGUCGCAUCUCCCCCCUCACAUCUACAUGCAACUCGCCUACCUGUUCCCCACCACCGCCUUCCAGAUCCACUUUGUCGGCCCAGACGCGAUUCCCCCUCACACCAAAUCCAAGGAACCCCAUCAACACGUCCACUACGAACAGAUGACAUUUGUCUACGACAACUCCCGGUACGAGACCUAUCACGCCGAGGCCGGCCCCUUCAACCCUUACUACGACGUCUUCUUCCUCUUCUCGCCCGGGUUGGCCCACCCUUCGACCAAGGACAUGUGGAAGCCUACGAUCCCUCUGUUGUUGGACACAAAGUGCGCCAUCUUUGGAACGGGCUUUGACGAACGCGAUGUGAUGAACGAUGUGGCCGAGAUUGAGAAUGCAGGAUAUGAAAUGGAUUGGUUGAUGAAGCCAAGGGAGAAUGCCUUUAGGAGCUUGAAGCAUGAAAUCAACAUGACUGAUGUCCGUCAGUCGGCUCAGUGUAACUGGGGUAUUUGGGGAAUUCGUGGGCGUCGUUAUGAUGUCCGCCCUAGCGACCAAUAG